This is a messenger RNA of Erpetoichthys calabaricus (reedfish), 4034 nucleotides long. RefSeq names its product trafficking regulator of GLUT4 1-like. The record is from RefSeq and is a predicted model, not a curated record. NCBI's taxonomy places the organism in Eukaryota, Metazoa, Chordata, Cladistia, Polypteriformes, Polypteridae. The transcript is spliced from 2 exons. Gene Ontology annotation, cellular component: membrane. The coding region runs from base 236 to 748 and encodes 170 amino acids.
GUUUUCAUUAUUUGAUAUUCUGCAUCGGUUUUUGAAAGAAAUAACAGUCUUACUCCUCAUCUUUCUCACUUACUAUUGGAUUGAUGUAUUUUCCUUAGUUGCUUUACGAUAACCGAAGACACAACUGGUGUGCGUUUAUUAACUCGGCGGUGUGUGUAGUCAUCUGUACCACACACACUCUUUUUCAGUUCGUUUAGUACAAGAAGACAAGGUUCACGCACUUAGCAGCAGUGAAAUGAGCAAGCCAUACCCGGACGCCUGCCCGUAUCCUACUGCCCCGGCGGCAUGGGACCCGGAGAACAAAUCCAAUGCCAAUAUCGCACCUCCGGCUUAUCAAGAACCAUCUGCAGGGGGGUUCGGCAUGGGAUAUCAAACAGGUAACCCUACAGUACCGCAGCAGAAUGUUUACCCUCCAGUGCCAGGACAGUAUGGUACGAACCCGAUGGGCCAUCCUUCAGCAGUUACCGUUCAACCAGGUGUCUACAUAACUCAAGUCCCGCUGGCCCAACCGGAGCCUGACUACUUGGGGUACUCCAUCUUCACCAUGCUUUGCUGUUGUCUUCCAAUCGGAAUUGGUGCUCUUAUCUACUCUAUAAUGACCCGAGAUGCCAACAACAUUGGGAACCUGGACCUGGCAAGAAAGCACUCCCGAACUGCCCGUAUUCUGAAUCACACUGCCCUGGGCAUCGGCAUCUGCUUCGUCAUCAUUUGGAUCGGCAUUGUGAUUGCAAUAAAUGUUAUUCAUUGAGUUUUCUUCCUUGUAUGUCGUCUUUGCACUGCUGAUGGACUGAUGAUAAAAACAUUCUACUGCAAGAAUAUUUCGUAGCGCUUUAGUUUUGUUUCCAAAGCUGGCCUUCUGUAACAUGUAUGGAGUAUAUAAAGCAAAAGAAAUUCUGUUUCAAAUGCUUCCAAUGUAAUUUUAUAAAAACGUUGAUUUGCCUAAUGCCAAACUUGAACUAGAUGGUUUAAAGUAAUUAUUUCAAUUCUUGCAGAUAUUUGCUGGAAUUUAAAGCAACAAAAACAUUGUACUUCUGUGUAGCUCUCCAUCUCCACCUUUAGAUGAUACAAGGUUUCACCAGGAAUUAAUACUGUAUAGAGAGCAAUAAUGGCUUUAGGCACACAAAAGUAUAGGAUGGGUAGCCCCCCGUGAGAGCAAGUGCAUGUCUGACUGAAAGUGUAGCUAUCGACAUUCUACAUUACAAAAGGGACAAGAAUAAAAUGCACAUCUCAUCCCCUCUCAGGUGGAAUCUCAUGAGUUGUAAAUGCAUGUCCAGUGCUGUCCUGUUGUGGUGAAACAGCACCUUCCUUCGGAACUGUUUCUGGGUAAUUUCACUUUGAUUUUAUAACAUACUUCAAAUGAAUGUAUUGCUGAUAAGCCUUAUAGCUUAUUAAAGGUAGAUGUUGUAUUAUGCAAACUAUUUGCCUUAAUUACAUUUGGUCUGAAUGCUUUUUUGUAAAUUCUGUAGAGUCGAGUAUUAUGUACAGAUUCCAUUUAUUGCAAUAUAGCUAUAAAGGGGUAGUUUACCCUCUUUAAUAGGUUCGUUUAGUAAAACACUAAUCAGGGCUCAUAGUGAAACCCCAGACUUACAGUAUGUCUGUUGCUUUGAUUAAUAAUCUGUUUUUCAUUCUCCAAAAUGUGUAUUUUCCAAGAGACUUAAUAAACUGAAAAUCUAAUGGAUCUACUAUGCUUUCAACAACAUAUUGAGGGUUGCCAUUGUAUUUUCCAAAAAUGUUCUUUUCUUCAAUGACAAAAAUAACCUGCUUACAUGGCCUACUUUUAUGAUGUGGUCCUUAACCCUUUACUUUCAUACUCACUGGGGGUUAGAUUAAGCAGCCGCAUUUCCUUAAAGUCUUCAAAGACCUGAAAUUAGAAAUACAUCACCACACUGCAACACAAUAGUCUCAUCAUUUUCAGGUUAAACUGGAAGUCACACAUUAAUAUAUCAUGAGAGAACAAUACAGAAUGUCACUUCAUUUUGGACUAUAGAAAUAAUUUAUGAGGAAAACAAAACAUGCAAAUAUUCAAAGAACAUUGUGUUCAUAGAAGGAGUAGGAUAGAUAGUAGAAGAUAGGGGCGGUUCAGCUUAACAAUAUUAAGGUAUAUCGAUUUUCAGAAGCAGCAGAUAUAAAAAUGGUUUGUUUCAUCGAUAAUGGGCUGGGAGGUGUGAUAAUGAAGGGACUUGUACCGUUAAACAAUGAGAAAUCAUUGCACAAUGUUAAAAAGACUUUUAGUUGCAAUCAGAAAUAUUCAACCCCUUCACCUCAAAAGACAUUAUAGUGAUAUGAAUCAAGGUUAAUGAAAAUAUAUGACAGAAAUCCUCAUUAAACAAUAAAAAAUUAUUUUAAGAGCAUAAAUUCACUUAAGUUUGAGUUCAAAUGAAAAAUGUAACUCUUUUCAUAAAUCUGCAUGUGCACUUUCAUUCAACCCCCAACUUCAGUACUUUGCGGAGCAUCCUUUAGUCUUUAUAACUUCUAAUAAUCAUUUUCCGUAAGUGCUGACAAGCUUCUUGCGCCUCUCUGUUGGAAUCUUGGAAUCCACCUAAGAUUUUCAAUGGGAUUUAAGUCUAGGGACUGAGAAGGCCACUCCAGGACAUUACAGGAUCAAUUUCUUAACCAAACUUUGGUCAACUUAGAGGUGCACUUGGGAUCAUUGUCUCACUGGAAAGUUUAAUGAUUUCUAAGAUUCAAUUUGUGAACAGAAGGCAUCACAUUCCUCUUUAAAAUGGCCAGAUAUUUCUGGGAAUCCAUGAUGCCAGUUGCACAGUCAAGAUUUCCAGUUUCUGCAGCAGAAAAAUAUCCCCACAUCAUCACUGACCCACCUCCAUGCUUGACUGUGGGGAUGGUAUUCUUUUGGUUAUAAGCCUGACCUACCACUGGUCCUUGUGGCUAAACAGUUUCAGUUUAGUUUCAUCAGUCCAUAGAACUGUUACCCAAAACUCUGUAGGCCUAUCCACAUUUCUCCUGGUAUAUACUAGUUGACCUUUGAUAGUCUUUGUGGUCAAGAGUGGAGUGCAUCUUGGAGUGCAGCCAUGAAGUCCUUGUUUAUUCAGUGCUCAUAUUAUAGUUGCUACUGAAACACUUGUCCCGGCCUUCAUCAGGUCAUCCUAUGGGUGUUUUGCAGUUUUCUUAGCUGUUCUGACUAAUCUUUUAAGGGCUGCUGAUGAACCUGUAGGCUUUCUCCCUCAGACAGGCAGGUUUGCAGAUGUGCCAUAAGUUUUAAACUUCCUCAUACUUCUCCCAGUGGUGCCUCUUGGAAUGUUCAAUUUUUGGGGGAUCUUCUUAUACCCAAUGCCUUUCAGGUGCAAUGAAAUAAUUUCCUCCCUCGGGUUUUGUGAAAGCUCCAUAGUCUUACUAAUGAUUGCAACUCACCUUCAACACCUUCAUGGUUGGGUUUAUAUAUGCAUCACAGUUGAAGCCAAUUAAGGAUUAUUAUUGAAUUUCCAAAGGCUUAAUUGUGUUUUAGCUUUACUUUAGCCCAUAAAAGCUAGCAGAAGGUUCUAAAAGCAGCAAUAUUAUAUAGGGGUUGAAUAACUGUGACAUGGCUAUAUUAAUAAAAUAUCCUGUUACUCAUGAAUACUACAUCAUGCAUUUUCUUUGUUGAUUUUACAUAUAACUCAACUGAUAAAGAAGUCAUCCAAAGCAAAAUCUAGCUCUUUGAAAAAACUUUCAUUGGUAAAUCACCACAAUCUUUGAGGGGUUAAAUAUUUCUGAUUACAACUGUAAGCUAAUGUCAGCUGUUUAUUAAAUUGUUUGAAAAGGGGUUCAUCAUUUGUGUGGGGAUAUCUUAUCUGUAAAUGUCCCCUCAAAGUAGUAACUAAUAAAACUUCAGUGAUGUAAAGAUGUUCCCACUUUGUAUAACAUUUCUUUUCUUUUUUUAUAUUUGAUGAAUUAUUGUUUUCAUUUUUGGCAUUUUGGUUAUAAAAUACAUUGAAGAAUCGUCUCCAAGAUAAAUCAUUCCAUUUGUUUCAUAUAUCGCAUCUAAAAGAAUUGUAACCUUUGUAAAUUAAAUGAAUAAAUUCUAAACAUCAUAUGUG